AUGAUCUCGCGAAUUGCUCGUCCAGCCGCUCGCAUGGCUUCUCAGCAGACCAAGAAAGAGCUGACUUUAACCAAGCCCAUGAAAAUCGCUCUAGGCACCACUCUCGCCCUCCUUGCAGUUGAGUACAACUUUCUCGUCGGCAAUCUUACUCCUGGUUGCAACUCGAUGGCUUUUGUACCCAGGAAUUGCAUCAAAGGAAAUUACUAA
Molecule: messenger RNA, 207 nt
Organism: Oikopleura dioica
Lineage: Eukaryota; Metazoa; Chordata; Appendicularia; Copelata; Oikopleuridae
Source: the annotation of a GenBank genome assembly